CCCAUUCAACACGGGGAAUUUCCCUUACCUCAUUACACUUGUCAUGGGAUCAAUAGUGUAAAGUACAUUCAGCAACUCUCGAUAGAAGAUGGCUUUCUUUGGAUUUGGUGUGUUUUCAACUCCUACUGGACAGCUAGUGGAGAGGGCUACUGACAAUGCUGCCUCGGCCGGUAAUAUCGCACUACAUCUCGAGAUCUGUGACGCUAUCAACGAAUCUGACAAUGGACCCAAGGAAGCAGUGGCAGCCAUCAGAAAAAGACUGACAGGAAACUCCAAAAACUUUCACAUCAUCAACCUCACGCUGACUGUUCUGGAGACCUGUGUUAAGAACUGUGGGAUUCGAUUUCAUUCCAAGAUAGCUCAGCGUGAUUUCCUUCAUGAUAUGAUGAAGGUCAUUUCCGUCAAGAACAACCCUCCUACAAUAGUGAGAGAGCGUAUUCUGGGGCUGGUGCAGUAUUGGGCAGAUGCCUUCAAGGGCAAGCAUCAGUUGGUGGCCGUGGAUGAACUGUAUGAGCAACUCAAGACUGAUGGUAUAGAGUUUCCUCCCAUCGACCUGGAUAAUCUCACACCAGUGGAGACACAGGGAAGAUCACAGCUCCAGUUGACAGAGCCCUCGUCUGUCCCACCUCCCAGUGUCGGAGGGGGUGGUUCACCACACCCACCUCGUCAACAGCAGCAGCAACCUCAGCAGCCUAGGGCAGCACGAGUGCCCAGUGGUCCACUGAAACCAGAGCAAGUGGCUAAACUACUCUCAGAAUUGGACGUUGUGCGUAAGAAUAUGGACGUCAUGAACGAGAUUAUGAGUGAACAAGAACCAGGCAGGGAGAGUGCUGACGAUGCACAACUACUGGACGACUUGAACAAGAUCUUGCACAGCAUGCACGGUCGUCUGGCUAAGCUGAUUGGUGGAUGCUCUGAUGAGAUAGUCCUUGAGAGCACUCUGGUCAUCAAUGAUGAGCUCAACUCUUUGUUUGUGCGAUAUGAGAGGUGGCUCAGGAACAGUGCUGCUGCCAAGUCAGAGGAGGGGAACACUCUUGUGUCCAGCACUGGGGUGGCCACCACCAGCUUGUCUGAGCCUAUUGCCACUGAGGGAGGUGGUGAGAUCAGUUACCCAUCAUUCGAGGACCCUCCAGCGUAUGAAUCAUCAGAGCAGCAGCUCAUUGAUUUGGGGACAGAGGUGGCCCCACCCACUUCCUCUGGACAGGAUGACAUUGUAACUCAGCUAGCUCAACUAGGGAUUAUAUCAGACACGGCCACACCCCCUGCACCACCCCCACCCACCACUGAUGAGUUUGACAUGUUCGCUCAGAGUCGCACUGCUUCUGGAGAAGGGUCUACGUAUGCUGACAACAUGGUCUAUCAGAAUGCCUCUCUGUCAGCAGCUGUCCAUGGUCACCAAGACAACCCAGUAGAGACUAGCAACCCGUACGCCAACCUCACUGACUGGCUCACCCAAACUGACACCAAGCCACCAGAGGAAGCUGCUGCGAAUACAUCUGCUGCUGAGUCAGUAACCAGUGCCGAGUUCGACCAGUUCCUGGCCCAGCGUGCCAACAAGGGGGAGGGGCUACCUGCCUCAAGACCACGCCCACAAAUGCAGCAAGCCGAGGAACGCUCUGAUGAACUAUUUCAACUCUAAUAACAAAAACAACUGAUUAUGUGUAUACAAUUAUAGAUAGAUUGUUUUGUAACCCCUGAUCUUGUGAGUGUGUGCAAUCAGCCACAAGUGAUUGUCAUUAUCUGUAGCUGAAUCAAAACUUAUCUUAAUCCUGUAAA
Molecule: messenger RNA, 1776 nt
Organism: Halichondria panicea
Lineage: Eukaryota; Metazoa; Porifera; Demospongiae; Suberitida; Halichondriidae
Product: TOM1-like protein 2
Exons: 10
Coding region: 89-1639 (516 amino acids)
Biological process (GO): signal transduction
Cellular component (GO): endosome; membrane
Molecular function (GO): clathrin binding; phosphatidylinositol binding; ubiquitin binding
Source: RefSeq, a predicted model, not a curated record